AAAUUUCAAUUGAAAUGGGAGAAGUGAAGGUGGUUGGAGCAAUCCCAAGCCCAUACUGUUAUAGGAUUGAAUGGGCCCUCAAGCACAAGGGAAUCACAUACGAAUAUGUAGAAGAAGAUCUACGUAAUAAAAGUCCUCUGCUUUUGGAGUACAAUCCUGUUUACAAGAAGGUCCCAGUGCUCUUGCAUGGUGGAAAUCCAGUCACGGAAUCGCUUGUCAUUCUCGAAUACAUCGAUGAAACGUGGAAGGAGAAACCCAUAUUGCCAGAAGAUCCUUACGAGCGAGCAAUGGCACGGUUCUGGGCCAAGUUCGCCGAUGAGAAGUGUUUGUUUAGCAUUAUCACUGCUUUCCUCUCGCAAGGAAAAGAGCAGGAACAAGCAAUAGAAUCCUCAUUAGAAGCGCUCAAAACCCUUGAUGCAGAGCUUGAAGGGAAGAAAUUCUUCGGAGGAGAGACGAUCGGAUUGGUAGAUAUAGUGGCUGGUUGGAUCCCGCAUUGGCUCCCUGCGUAUGAGGAAGUGGCAGGCAUAAAACUAUUCGACGCUCAUCGAUUCCCAUCAUUAGAUGAAUGGGCCAAGAAUUUCAACGAAGUUCUAGUUAUCAAAGAGAAUCUCCCACCUCGUGAUAAGAUGAUGACAGUCUACCAUGGCAUGAGGAAGAACAUGGUUUCAUCAGCCGCCAGCAAAUAACUAUCUUUUCUUAUUAUAUGAUGUAGUUAAAAUCCAUGUAUUUCGCUAAUAAUGCAUUAAUAAGGACUUUAGAAAGUUUCUUUCCUUCUCCUUAUUUUGAGCAAUUUGUGAGGACAGUUCGAUGAAG
Magnolia sinica is the source of this 813-nucleotide messenger RNA. Its product is annotated as glutathione transferase GST 23-like. Gene Ontology annotation, biological process: glutathione metabolic process. The record is from RefSeq and is a predicted model, not a curated record. Gene Ontology annotation, cellular component: cytoplasm. Gene Ontology annotation, molecular function: glutathione transferase activity. NCBI's taxonomy places the organism in Eukaryota, Viridiplantae, Streptophyta, Magnoliopsida, Magnoliales, Magnoliaceae. The coding region runs from base 15 to 686 and encodes 223 amino acids. The transcript is spliced from 2 exons.